GGCGCCUACAACUUGUGGUGUCCCUGGUAAGAUACUUAUUCUACAAGUUUUAUAUUCCACAUACGACACGGUAAGAGGUAACUCAGGUUUUUCGUGGGUUUUUUUUUAAUUUUUGCCCAAUUCAAAUAUAUAAAUUUACAAGUAUUAUUACUUAAGAAACGAAAAAUACAAACAUCAUAAUCUAAUAUAAAAAUGUAACUGGUAUAACUGCGCAAGCAAUAAGUACAGAAAACUGUAAAACUUAUAGUUUUGUAAGCUUGAAAUGAUAAAUAAAUACACUAUUCAAAUGCAAAUGCAAAAAUGUAAGAAGUGACAAAAGUGCAUUUUUUGAUGGUCAACAUUUUUGAAACAUUUGGUUAAGCAUAUUUUUCAUCAUAAAUAAUCAGCAAGUGAAUUCCGGAAAUACUUUAUUACAAUUGUUGUGGAUCUUAAGUAAGACAUCUUGCGGACCGCAAUUAUUAAUACAGUGCGUUUAGCAAUAAUAUUUAUAUUUAAAUAUAUAAAUAUAAUUCUUACGUACGUGGACAAUUGUUGCGUUUUUUGAUAAAUUAGCGAGCACGAUAAGCUUAAUGAAAUUUAUGUAAAUAUGAUUUUGGAUAUCAUUUUUAUAAUGUUUUAUUGGUUCUCUGAUAACCAGCCGCUCUGUUCUUCUGUUGUGAUUCACAAUUUGUGAAUGUAACUGCAUAUUCAUUUAGAACGGUUUUCGUUGUUUCUUGUAUUUCCAUAUCGCACCUGGACGCAAUUCUCAUGUUUUUCAAAGUUAAAGUAAAUUAAAUUUUAUUUAAAUUAAUUUAAAACUUAAUGCUGGACAUUAUUGUCGAUAAUUGGGAAAUAUAGUUCACUGGCUGAAAUCCAGCGGCUGGAACGUUAGAAAAAAGCCGAAGAGUUGCGUCUCGAACAGCUCUUGCAGCAGCCAGUAGCAGUUUGCUCAGCAGAAAGCCCUUGAAGCCGCCAAGGAAGCAGCAGUCGCCGCUGAAUCAUCCAUACAUCGAUAGUUCAAACAUUGAUAUUUAUCAUCCACCUGUACCGCAGAGGCCACUGAAACACUACACUGCGCUUCUCACUCACAGACAGUGCUGCCAGAUCAUGCGAUAUUUUCAUCCCCUCCUGCUAUUACACUCCAUGCUAUUUCACCUCGAAAAGGGGUAGAAAUAUCGCACGAUCUGGCAGCACAGAGCACAGCUCAGUUUUUCUUGUUACUGCCAUCUUAUCGUUGAUACGUAGUAAAACUGAAUAUCUAGCUUUUCUACCUCGUGUUUCUUUGAAAAAAAUAUUUAAGGAAAAAUUGUGUUAGUAUAAAAAGUGUCGAGUUUUAAAAUGCCUUUAAAAAAAAUUGAACAAAACGUUCAUAAAGAAUAUCAUACAUGGAAAGUUGAAAAUAUGAGUGAAGCAUUCUCAAAAGUAAAUCGGGACACGUGCAACCACGAAUGUUAUGCUGUUAAGAAGACUCACUACUUUUCUACAAAAGUUCAAGAUCAUGCCGUUGACUGAUACGUCACAUUGAAUUUUUGUGAUAAUAAAUUGAAUUAUGGAUUCAAGAUAGAAUUCGACGCUGUUAAAAAACUAGAACCUAAGAAUCAUGUCACCUGUAAUUUUUACCUGAUCGAUGCCGACAAAAAUAAGUUUCUUUUUGGACGAAAGAACCGGAAAUUUGAUAAUUCUCCGGUUUCUUAUUUUCCUAGAGUAAGUGAAUGCUGUUUACCUUACCCCGAGUUACCGAACACAAUAGAUAAACUACUUCCAAAUGAUACGAUGACACUGUACAUCGAACUCAUAACUUACUUAAAUGAUGAUCCUAUAUUUCCUGACGAGGAUAUGAUUAGUAUUUAUUAUCCAGAUCCCAGUUUAUCAGAUGAUUUCUCGGAGUUAUAUAAAGUUCAAGAUGACCGUGAUGUAAUGAUUUAUGUGCAGGGUGUUGCAUUUCCAGUCCAUAAAAGAGUAUUGAAAGCACGGUGUCCUAAAUUAUAUGAAAUGGUUGAUCAUCAUCAACACAUGUCUGAUGGCAAUGAUAACAAAGUAGCUCUUACGGACAUAGAGCCAGAGAUAUUUAAAAGAGUUUUAGAAUUUAUGUACACUCGGAAUGUUGAGGACUUGGAUGAUCAUGCAGUAGGUUUGCUAGAAGCUGCUUCGAACUAUGAAUUAAAGAGACUGAAAAAUCUGUGUGAAGAAUCCCUCAUCAGCUACUAUUGUACCGUCGAAAAUUCUGAAGAAAUUAAAUCGUUGGCUGCUAAGUGUGGUGCCAGACUAUUGUUCGCGAACGCCGAUUGUUUACAAGAAGAACACGAAGAGGCCUAUCAACGUUAUUCAGAAAAUGGCACACCGGAGGAAUACAGUUCAUCAGACUAGAUUUUCUUUGCAUCACUAGAUAGCAAUCCAUUUAUUCAUCGCAGUAAGAUUUUGCUUCAUAAAAUUUAAUACUUUCC
Messenger RNA from Microplitis mediator, 2423 nucleotides. RefSeq names its product speckle-type POZ protein-like. The record is from RefSeq and is a predicted model, not a curated record. The coding region runs from base 1753 to 2346 and encodes 197 amino acids. Gene Ontology annotation, molecular function: ubiquitin protein ligase binding. Gene Ontology annotation, biological process: proteasome-mediated ubiquitin-dependent protein catabolic process; regulation of proteolysis. Gene Ontology annotation, cellular component: cytoplasm. The transcript is spliced from 2 exons. Lineage: Eukaryota; Metazoa; Arthropoda; Insecta; Hymenoptera; Braconidae.